Zea mays is the source of this 1195-nucleotide messenger RNA. Its product is annotated as probable WRKY transcription factor 62. Gene Ontology annotation, biological process: regulation of DNA-templated transcription. The coding region runs from base 267 to 953 and encodes 228 amino acids. The transcript has 3 exons. NCBI's taxonomy places the organism in Eukaryota, Viridiplantae, Streptophyta, Magnoliopsida, Poales, Poaceae. The record is from RefSeq and is a predicted model, not a curated record. Gene Ontology annotation, molecular function: sequence-specific DNA binding; DNA-binding transcription factor activity.
GGUAGCAAAAGGAUCAGAGAUGCUAAAAUCUGGAAUUUUAUUUCCUUCAAUUCUCUUGCCUGCAAACAGCCCUAAUUAUUGCGCUAUCAUCUGCCUAUGGUUGGGCCCUUGGUUUCCUCUAUGGUUACAUUACACACAAGCUAGCUCCUGUCCAAACUUCUGACCCCGCCGGCGGCUCCCAGUCCCCCAAGCCCAGAGCUUUCCCAUCUUUCCUUCUUCACCUUUCGAAGAGUGCCCCCCUUCGUUUGUCGACGCGCUCCGACUCCAUGCCGCUGUCGCCGCCGCCGCCCUCCUCCAGCCCGAGGCAAGCAGCGAUCCAGGAGCUCAGGAGGGGUACCCAGCUGGCGGAGCUGCUCAGGCAGCAGGUAGAGCUCAUCCCGGAGCCUAACCGCCGCCACGCUGCAGCGGUCAACGUGGGCGAGAUAUCCAUGGCUAUGGAGUCGUCGCUCUCCAUCCUCCAGUCUCAGAUGGAGCACCCCUUCUCUGAGCCUGAGGUCAUGGCGGCUGCGCUCACUGCCCACUCCGACGGAGGCACCAGCGGGGAAAGAAAUGGCGGUCCCGUGGCCCGUACAAGGAAGGUGAGGGUGCGGCACCGGCCAGGCAGAGGCAGGCCUGCAGCUGGAGAUGAACUGCCGAUCAAGGAGAUACUGACUGAGGCACCAGAAAAUGAUCGUUUCCACUGGAGGAAAUAUGGUGAGAAGAAUAUCCUCUAUUCUGAAUAUCCAAGGUUAUACUACAAGUGCGGGUACAGCGACGACCACAAGUGCCCAGCGAAGAAAUACGUGCAGCAGCAAAGCAACAGCUACCCUCCGAUUUUCUUGGUCACCCUGAUCAACGAGCACACGUGCGACGCCUUGUUCCGAGACGACGAGCCCAUCAUCAGCUCAAGCAGCAGUGGCUCGUCGCAGGUCCUCGACUUCACGAAGGCGUCGCUUUCUUCUCCUCUCCAUUGAUGUUGGCGGCGGCGCGGCUGCAGGGGUUGGAAGAAAUAGAGAUGCAUGGAAGAAGACAGAUUUCGUGUUCGGAUGAUGAGUACUACUAGCUAGCUAAGCUAGUCGUCUUCAAUUCGUUGCCCACGAUGAUGUCGGCAGAUGAGCUCCGCGCACUCAGCAGCAGGGAUUAUUAUCAUUAUACAUUCCGAGUUUCCAAGCAGCAGCCAGGCAGAUUCUCGCGGCAAUAAUUAAGAGUUUUAGUA